Diaporthe batatas is the source of this 1227-nucleotide messenger RNA. RefSeq lists its product as uncharacterized. The record is from RefSeq and is a predicted model, not a curated record. Lineage: Eukaryota; Fungi; Ascomycota; Sordariomycetes; Diaporthales; Diaporthaceae. The transcript has 2 exons. The coding region runs from base 208 to 1215 and encodes 335 amino acids. Gene Ontology annotation, molecular function: phosphatase activity.
UAGCGCCCCAGAAGUCCGCGUUGAUGAUGUUUCCAAUUGUUUCCUCGUAUAUAUAGCGUCGUCCCAGGCCUCUCACCUAUCCAUUUGGCCCCCUCUCUUCACAGCUCGCCAGUCUCAUCCAUCCAAAUCACCUGCGUGUAGACUAUACAUAUACUCAAGUACACCAUCCGGCAGCGUCUCCGUAGCCACUCCUAGAACUCAUCCUCAAUGGCCCCAGCUGCCAUCAUUCCCCCGGCCAUCGAGGUCAAGCGAACACAACUCGAGCCCACGAGUAACAAGAGGAAGAUUGUGUGUUUUUCAGACUUUGACGGCACCAUCUUUAUGCAGGACACAGGCCAUGUUCUCUUUGACAACUUUGGAUGCGGCUCCAAGAGACGGCAGGUGCUAGAUGAGCAAAUCAAGAAUGGCGAGCGAUCAUUCCGCGAUGUCUCAGAAGAGAUGUGGGGGUCACUCAACGUCCCAUUCGACAACGGCUUCGAGGUAAUGGAGGAGUCACUCGACAUCGACCCAGACUUCCGCGCCUUCCACGCCUUCUGCCUGGAAAACUCCAUCCCGUUCAAUGUCAUCUCGGCGGGCCUCAAGCCGGUGCUCCGCAAGGUCCUCGACACCUUCCUCGGGGAGGAACAGUCAAGUCACAUCCAGAUCGUCGCCAACGAUGCCGCUAUCACCGAAGACGGCUCAGACUGGAAGGUCAUCUGGCGGCAUGACACGGAGCUGGGCCACGACAAGGCGCUGUCAGUACAAGAGGCACGCGCCGCCGCAGAGGCCGAGCUGGCCGACGAGGAUGGAGUGAUUCCCCUGGUCGUCUUUAUCGGCGACGGUGUCUCGGACCUGCCCGCCGCCAGGCAGGCGGACGUCCUAUUCGCACGUCGGGGGCUGCGCCUGGAGGAGUACUGCCGGGAGAACGACAUCGCAUACGUCCCCUUCGACACGUUCGCAGGCAUCCAGACCGAGCUCGCCAAGAUCAUCGAAGAGGACGAGAGGAAGACGGCCGGCAGGGGCUUGCCCGCGCGUUUCAACCCCCGCGCCAACAUGUGGCGUCGUGUGUCGAGCAAGUCUGCCGUCCCCAGACUGGUUCUCAUGUCGCCUACCAAGGAGGAACGCAUGUUCCUGUGGCCCGAGGCCUUUACGGAGCUCAAGACCCCGGCCCUGGACGUCACGAGGGAGCUGGGUGUGGUUGGGGAGGAGCAAGCCAUCGCUGUGCCGGCUGCUUAGGAUGUCAUCGUC